Messenger RNA from Lycium ferocissimum, 1221 nucleotides. RefSeq lists its product as uncharacterized. The transcript has 2 exons. The coding region runs from base 1 to 1221 and encodes 406 amino acids. Lineage: Eukaryota; Viridiplantae; Streptophyta; Magnoliopsida; Solanales; Solanaceae. The record is from RefSeq and is a predicted model, not a curated record.
AUGAAGAUAGCAACUUGGAAUGUAAGAGGUUUCAAUAAGGUUUUUAACUAUAAAGAGUUUCUUAGAGUAAUAAAAAAAGAACAAAUAGAUAUUAUAGCAGUAGUGGAGCACAGGGUCUUAAAACUUAAGGCCAAACAGAUCAUAAGCAAAGUGGUACCAGGCUGGAAAUGGGCUGAAAAUUAUGGUAGUUCCGAUAGAGGGAGAAUCUGGAUACUGUGGAAGCCCGAGGUUAUGGAUGUAUCUGUCAUACAUGUUGAGAAUCAAAUGAUUCACUGCCUUGUGAAGUGUGUCUCAGGAAAGAACCCUUGGCUUGUUAUGGGAGACUUCAAUGCAGUACUAAGAGGUAAAGAUAGGCUGGGCAGUCAAGUUAUGGAUGCGAAAAUCAGGGAUUUUGACAAUAUAAUGGAUCAAACAAAUCUGACUGAACUGAGAUCAAUCGGCAGGUUCUACACAUGGACUAAUAAUCAUGUUCACAAUAAAAUUGAUAGAGCACUAGUCAAUCCUACGUGGAUGAACUUGUGGCCUCAGUAUGAAGCGAUAGCAAUGUAUCCUUAUUUUUCAGAUCAUUCCUUAUUAUGUAUCACUAUAGAGGAUGCGCAGACCCAAGGACCAAAACCUUUCAAGUUUUUGAAUCAUCUAGCAAAGCACCCAACAUUUUUGCAACAUGUGAACAAUAAUUGGAAAAGUAAUGUCCAAGGUACCCCUAUGGAAAGGAUUUGGAAGAAUUUUAAACUUAUGAAAGGAAGCAUGAUGGGAUUGAACACUAAAGAAUUUUCUAAUGUGGAAUCCAAGAUCCCUUCUAUCAGACAACAACUUGAAGAUAUUCAGAAGCAACUUAGAAACCAAUAUAAUGAUCAAGCUUUGUAUACCCGGGAGAAAGAACUCAAGCUUGGACUUGAAAAAUGGAUUAUAGUGGAAGAAAGUAUCCUAAGACAAAAAUUUAGGAUACAGUGGUUGGGACUUGGUGAUACAAAUUCUGCUUUCUUCUUUGCCAGCAUGAAGAGCAGGAUUUGUCAAAAUCAUAUAACCAGGCUUGUAGCUAAAAAUGGCAUCAUUAGGCAGACUAGACAAGAGAUUGAGGUAGAAAUCAUUGAUUUCUAUAAGCAACUACUGGGAUCAAAUGCUAAGGAGCUACCUGUAAUACAGCCUAGUGCCAGCAUGUGGUCCUAUUCUGAACAGGCAGCAACAACUACACCUCCAAGCACCUAUAAAUACAGAUGA